Molecule: messenger RNA, 2768 nt
Organism: Spodoptera frugiperda (fall armyworm)
Lineage: Eukaryota; Metazoa; Arthropoda; Insecta; Lepidoptera; Noctuidae
Product: lipid droplet-regulating VLDL assembly factor AUP1
Exons: 8
Coding region: 136-1284 (382 amino acids)
Cellular component (GO): membrane
Molecular function (GO): ubiquitin binding
Source: RefSeq, a predicted model, not a curated record
AUGCAGUCCGUAGUCUAUGGUCAAUGUCGUAGAUACACAUCACGAUAUUGGAGAAAAGUUCGAAAUUUUUAAUUUUAUGCAGUCAAAAAUAGCACAGGAAGCAAUAUAGUAGUUUGUUUUGCUACACAAACAGCUAUGGCUUUAACAGUGGACAAAUUGAUGAACGACGAAAGAUUUAGCGGUGACAGUGUCCUACAUUUCCUCCUGUAUCUACCGUUUGGUAUAUUACUAUUGUCAUUCAGAGUGUUCUUGGCGCUGGUACUAUGGAUCGCGUCAAUUAUAUUGCCGAACAAAUCGGCAGUCAGGCAAAUGCUGUCUACACUUGCAUGCUGGACAUUUGGUGUUUAUGUGAAACUAAAGGGUACCCGUGACCCGCGCUGUAGUGUUCUGGUGGCCAACUACGUGUCUUGUCUAGAUUCUCUAGCUGCCUCCCAUGUGCUUGGUACAAUCAGCCUCAGAAAAUGGAAAGUACCGCCAUUUUUUGCAUCUACUCUGGGCAUAAAGAAUGCUGCACAAUUUGUGAGGAAACAACACUUUGCCGAGAGUCCCAGUAAGCCGGUGCUGCUGCAGCCCGAGGGAGGCCCGACCAACGGCAAGGGCCUGCUCAAGUUCUCCGAGUGGCCCUUCCCGGUCGGCAACAAGGUGCAACCUGUCGCUAUCAGCGUGGAGCGCAUGUUCACCAAGGUGACGGUGCACGGGUCGGGCGACAGCGUGUGUGUGUUCCCGUGGUGGGACGCGCUGUGGUUCCUGUGGUCGCCGCUGACCGUGUACACGCUGCGCCUGCUGGCGCCGCUGCCGCCGCAGCGGGACGACGCCGCGCUCGCCGUCAACGCCGCCGACGCCAUCGCUGACGCUCUACAGAUUGAAAAGACAGAUUUCAAAUGGGAGGAGUUGUGUCGCGGGCGGCGCCGGGCCCCGCGGCGGCGCGAGGUCCCGGCCGACGUGUCGCGCCUCGCCAGGCAGGUCAAGGAAGUCUUGCCACGCGUGCCCAUCAAUGACAUACUCCGGGAUCUCGCAUCAACACGUAGCGUAGACGUUACAAUAACGAACUUCCUGGAGGGUGUGACUCCUUACACGCCGGAGCCCGAGCCGGCAGCGGAGCCCCAGGCCUCCACGUCGCAAGCACAGCCUCGCUACGUCAUCCCCACUCCCACAGGCGUCUUCCCAAAGAGUGCGAAGGAGAGACAGCUUAGCUUCCAAGAGCGGAAGGCUCAAAUGAUUGCCGAAGCCAGAAAAAGAUAUAUUGAGAAGAAUGGGCUCAAUGUGGCUUUGAAUAACUGUUGAAUGUAAUUGUAAGUAGUUUGGUUGUUUAUUGGGAGACUUUCAAUUCAUUUUAGGUGUAAAUUCGCCAUAUUUUGGGGGAGAAAUCAUUUCUGUAGACGCAAUCCAAGACAGUAUACACAAUGCCCAUGGGUUAAAGUUCCAAAUUAUGUGAAAAAAAUAGAUCUCAUUAUUCAAAACUGUUUUGUGGGCAGCAGUUGAAAAAUAUGUGUAAAAUCACGAAAUAAACACGCUAAAUCCACGUGGUAUUGUAAAAAAGACUUACAGCAUUAAGAAAAUAAGGUCUUAAAUCCAAAGAGGACGAACAUACGUAGGACUUGAUCCCAAAUAAACAACUGAACUACAUCAAAGGGUAGCAGAAAGGAAGGAUAAUGUUAAUGAAAGGGAAACAUAGGAUAGUUUGUGCCUAAAUAGGUUGAUUAACGAUAAAACUUAAAUUGAUCUAACUGCCCGUCUACAUUACACUUAUAUAACUUUUUAAAUCACAAACAAUUAGUAAAAAAUGUUACUCGAUAAUAUAUUUUUAAUUAAAUGUUAACGGGAUAAUUGUAAUGUAGAUGACGUAUUAGUUGUGACGUCAUAAUUACGAGUCCUUCCAAAGUGAUGACGUACUUGAAGUUUUAGUUUUAUAGUGAAAUGUAUGGUAGAUCCAAUAAUCAUAUUAUUUUUAACAUUUAAAUAUAGCUAUUGACAGUUGUAUGGAAAUUAUUUUAUAUUAUUUUGUGGUAACAUUGAAGGUUGUUCGAUAUUCUUUUUUUCUGGCAACAUUAGCCAUUUUUUUUAAUAGUAAGACAUUGUCUGCAUAUUGACGUGUGCUAGGUUUUUGAUAACUUAUCAACUAAUGUUCCUGAAAUUUUAUUGCUAUAUUAUUUUCAUGCGACGUACCUAGGGCAAGUCAAUGUAGUAGAAUUUAUAUUUCCUUUGUUAUUCUUAUAAGUAAUUAAUUACAUUUUGAUUCGGGCUCAGUCGGAGUUGGGUCGCGGUAAAACAAGAAAAAGUAGAUCGGUAAUUUUUCUAAUUUAUUAUUCGCAAACGUAUUAAAUUCAUGACUGAUAUUACUUAUUGAAAUGUUGAAUAAUACUCUUUUUAUUGAAGUUGGUAAAUAAAUUAACAUUUUUUUACCUAGUCCUGUCUUGAAGAGGCUUUCGACCAGAUUCUCAAACUAUUUAAAUACGAUAUUAAUUUAAAAGUUAAUACUAUAUUGUGACUUGAGAGUUUGGUAGUAAAAUUAUAUAAUUUUAAUAUUUAUGCUCCGACUGAAGCCUUAUUUAGGACGGAAUUGAAUAUUUUGCGAAAUAUAUAAUUAUAUAAUAGAAAAAUCAAAGAUUAUUUUUCUUAUGGUAAUCGUAUUAAACUUCCGUGUGUACAUACUUCUUUAUAUAUAUGAAUUAUUAUAUAAAUUAUAAAAUCACGCCUGAAUGUAAGUUCAAACGUUAUAGAACUGAUUUUGAUUGUGUUCUGUUAGAAUAAAAUACAUUAAAUAAAAA